AGUAUUUGGUUUGCGAGGCAAAUACUAUAUAAGUGGCUGGAAUUCUGACCUUUUCAGCACUUCUCUCUUUGCAAGCAACCUCCUUAGGAAUAAGGGCUUCGGUUAUAACACAUCACCAUUUAUUUUGGAUCAAAUAUUUUCAGACGUAAUUUAUGAGAAAUAUCUUAUUAUGACGUCAUUAGAAGUAUUCAUCCUUCUGUUCCUAUCCUGCAUGAUAGAGAGGUCGAUCUCUCUGUCGUGUCCCUGUUGGUCUCACGAUGCCAACCCGUCAAACCCGCUGUCCUACCGGGAGACGUAUUGCAAUGACCUCGACCUUACGUGCCCUUCCGGGUCAGAGGUCAUCAGCGACCACUGCGGAUGCUGCAAAGUUUGCUCUCAUGUUGAGGAUGAAGAAUGCGGAGGCCCUUGGAACGUACUUGGACGUUGCGCCAAAGAUUUUGAAUGCAUCGACCCCAAGACGAAAGGUCCCCUCAAGGGUUCCUUCCUCGGCAACAUCCCUAUGGGUACCUGCAGGAGAAUCAAACGACCUGACGCCGAACACACGCCCUCUACGCCGGUCCCACGCCGCUCCAAGCCUGUCUAUCCUCCAGGAUUCUCCUUAAUGGAUUUCUUUGGACCGUUCGGUCCUCAACGGCCAGUCAACCAAGAAAAGCCAGUGCGCAAGAACAAGGAGAUCAAGAAGAACAAGAAGGAUAAGAAGGACAAGAAGGACAAGAAGCUGAAUAAAGAUUUAAGGAAGAAGAGCAAGAAGGAGAAGAAGGAAAGGAGAGAAAGGAAGAUGAAGGAGGAAAGAAGGGAGGAUAGGCGAAAAAUCAGCGAUGAAGUUAGCAAUGAAAUCCCAAAGUACUUCUAAAGACGUGUGUUUGUUGGACAGAUAAUUCGUCAAGCAGGGUAUAUAGUACCAGCCUUCAGAGUAUUCCAAUAUUAACCUGAAUCUAUUAUUGCGUUUAACGCAAGUAAGUAAUGACUAUUGCACACAAGGCGUCGGUCCGAAACGCCAUUUGAUUUUUUUUUCACCUGAAAAGAAUUCUUGAGCUACUUUAGCAGCGAAAAGAAGAAACUUGAUGACUACUUCACGGCGGGGCACACUGAUGUUAUACAUUGUUAUGUGUAUUUAUGCUGGUGUUACGUCGAUUUGCAGACAACUAUAUUUCGAAUCUUGCGCUAGGCUGCCGCACACUGCUUCGAAGGUCUUGCGUCUUUGCGUUUGAAUGGGGCAAUGGAAGACGCCUGGCGUACAGCUGGCAUAACAGCUUUGUGCUUUUUGAUAUUAUUAUUGAACCUCGACAGUACCAUGAGAAGAUUUGCUUUUGAAUUCCAGACGGUUUGACUCGGUAUCCCAUACCUCUGUUACUGCAGAAUUGUCAGUCGAUCUACAGUCUACGAGACCGACCUCGACCCUUGAGUGUGAUAGUGUCGGUCUCAGAAUGACCGACGAACGAGACUGAAACGCAACGAAAUUGAGAUGUACCCAUAUGUCGUGCUCUCCUGAGGUUUCAAGAGAUCAAUAUAAAAGAGACCAACAUUGUUGGUUUUGUUGGCUGUCGGAAUAGGGACUGGGAUAUCCCUUCGAGGGACAUUGGUUAAAAAAGGCAAGCUGGUCGCUGGAAUAGGAACAUAAGAAUUAAAGAUAAAGUUGAGUUCUGGUCAUGCGAUUGCAUUGUGAAAGAAACGGUGUGGAAUCGAUCAGAAAAGGUCGA
Strongylocentrotus purpuratus (purple sea urchin) is the source of this 1700-nucleotide messenger RNA. RefSeq names its product insulin-like growth factor-binding protein 2. NCBI's taxonomy places the organism in Eukaryota, Metazoa, Echinodermata, Echinoidea, Camarodonta, Strongylocentrotidae. The record is from RefSeq and is a predicted model, not a curated record. Gene Ontology annotation, cellular component: extracellular region. The coding region runs from base 170 to 853 and encodes 227 amino acids. The transcript has 4 exons.